UCUGCACCUCUGAUCUAUCAGCUUCAUCUGUGUAGCCCAAAAAUCUGGUCCAUACAACCACCACAGAGAGAGCAGAGCAGAAAGCCCUUGGAUUUACUGUACUUCGUUCGAAGCAUUUCAGCAAAAAUAGGAAUCUGUGCGUCCGGACCUGCUCCUUCACGGGGAGCCUCGUCGGUGGUGCAGAGGCUCUCGCAAAACCAAGAUCAACAACAACAAUCUCAAGCCGCGCCGGUUUUGGAUUCCCAGAAUUCGAAGAAGAUGAAAAGCCUCUUCAAACCCAAGCCCCGUACACCCAUCGAUGUCGUCCGCCAGACCCGCGAUCUGCUUAUCUAUACAGACCGGAACCCCGAGACUAAGGAGAGCAAGCGGGAGGAGAAGCAGAUGUUAGAAUUAAGUAAAAACGUCAGGGAGUUGAAAUCAAUACUUUAUGGAAACAGUGAAUCUGAACCAGUUGCAGAAGCAUGUACACAGCUAACCCAGGAGUUUUUCAGAGAGGAUACACUUCGGCUUCUAAUUAAGUGUCUUCCUAAAUUGAACUUGGAGACACGAAAAGAUGCUACUCAAGUAGUUGCAAAUUUACAGAGGCAACAGGUUCAGUCCAGAUUGAUUGCAUCUGAUUAUUUGGAAGCAAACAUUGAUCUGAUGGAUAUCUUGAUAGCAGGUUAUGAAAACACAGACAUGGCUUUACACUAUGGUGCCAUGCUGCGGGAAUGCAUACGUCACCAAAGUGUUGCUAAGUAUGUUUUGGAAUCGCAGCACAUGAUAAAGUUUUUUGAUUAUAUUCAACUUCCAAAUUUUGACAUUGCUGCAGAUGCUGCUGCAACUUUCAAGGAAUUGUUGACUAGGCAUAAGUCUACGGUAGCUGAAUUUCUUUCCAAGAAUUAUGACUGGUUUUUCGCAGAGUACAACUCAAAGUUACUCGAGUCAACUAAUUACAUUACUAGAAGGCAAGCUGUAAAGCUGUUGGGGGAUAUACUACUGGAUAGGUCAAAUUCAGCUGUGAUGACACGUUAUGUGAGCUCUAGGGACAAUUUGAGAAUCCUUAUGAAUCUUCUUAGGGAGUCGAGCAAGACCAUACAGUUAGAAGCAUUUCAUGUUUUUAAGCUUUUCGUCGCGAAUCAAAACAAACCUGCCGACAUCGUUAGCAUACUCGUCGCGAACCGAAGCAAGCUUCUAAGGCUGUUUGCUGAUUUCAAAACCGAUAAAGAGGACGAACAGUUUGAGGCUGACAAAGCUCAUGUUGUUAGAGAAAUUGCUGCCCUUGAACCCAAAGGCCCAUGAGAGAAGGAGGGGUUGCCUUAUAUGAAUAUCUUGUCGUUUUUUCCCUUUUUUAGAAAUCCAAUUUGGUUGUCAAUUAUAUAAGCUCAACCAGCUCUCCAGAUGAUGACUUUGAUUAAAUGUUUUUACUACAUUAAUAAUGGGCUUUAUAUAUAUAUAUUUUUUUUUGGCCUUCUUUUUUGCU
This is a messenger RNA of Momordica charantia (bitter melon), 1462 nucleotides long. Its product is annotated as Mo25 family protein. NCBI's taxonomy places the organism in Eukaryota, Viridiplantae, Streptophyta, Magnoliopsida, Cucurbitales, Cucurbitaceae. The record is from RefSeq and is a predicted model, not a curated record. Gene Ontology annotation, molecular function: protein serine/threonine kinase activator activity. Gene Ontology annotation, biological process: intracellular signal transduction.